AUGGCAGUCCAGUCCUAACCAUAGAGGUUCAGGAGUGCACCAACCUGCAGGUCAACAAAAUUCUUCUUCUGCACUAGUUUGGCAUUUGGUGCUCUCAAAAGUCCUUGUCCACAAACCCCUGGAGCAUUAGGGGAUGGCUCUACACAGCCUUGGUCUCUGGAUCUGCCUUGCCUCGUUGAUGAAUGCUGUUGGUGUUUCUGGUGACUGCUGGCUCAUUGAAGGAGAAAAAGGAUUUGUCUGGUUAGCAAUCUGCAGCCAGAACCAACCUCCUUACGAAUCCAUUCCUCAGCACAUCAACAGCACCAUUGUCGACCUCCGCCUGAACGAGAACAAGAUCAGAAGCGUCCAGUACUCCUCGCUCAAUAGGUUUGGCAACCUGACCGAACUCAAUCUGACCAAAAACCAGAUUUCCUACAUUGAGGAUGGAGCCUUUUCUGCACAGUACAACCUGCGCGUCCUACAGCUGGGGUUCAACAAGCUCAGGAACAUCACCGAGGGGAUCCUGCGGGGUCUCGGCAGGCUGGAGUACCUGUAUCUCCAGGCCAACCUCAUAGAGGUGGUGAGUCCUAAUUCCUUCUGGGAGUGCCCAAACGUGAUGAACAUCGACUUGUCCAUGAAUCGGCUGCAGUCACUGGAAAGUUCCACCUUCCUGGGACUUAGCAAACUCUCGACUUGCGAACUCUACGGCAACCCGUUCGACUGUUCCUGCCAACUGCUGGGCUUCCUCAAGUGGCUGGUGCAGUUCAACAACACCACUAGGAACUAUGACCGCACUCAGUGCACGACUCCGGCCGAGUUUGCUGGUAGCCCGUUGCUGGGACAGGGUCAGUCUGGCUCCGAGGAUGCCCUGAGCUCCCUGCUUCUCCUGUGCAAUGAGGAGUUCCACUCCCUCGACCCCAGGUUCCUCUUCACGCAAAAACCCACGGCCACCUCCGCCACUUCUGAGAGCCCGUGCGAGGCCGAGGACUGUCCAUCGGGCGAGGAGUCCACCCCACUGAUCUCCUUCCAGACGCCAGUCAUCACGAUGGAUGUGACGCCGGAGCUAAAGCUGAAGGAGGUGUCGUACAACACGGUCACCCUACUGGUCCGCAGUCCGUCCUCCGCCGCCAUGCCCAGCCUCCUGGUUCAGUACAGCAACAGUGCGUCCAAGGAUGUGAAGAGCCUCGACACGCAGGAAGAGGAGAUCAAAGUGGAAGAGUUAGCCCCCAACACCAACUACACCUACUGCGUGGCCUCCGUGCGCAACUCCCUGCGUUAUAACCAGACGUGCAUCAGCUUCUCCACCAGGGCUAGGAUCAGAAGCAAACCACUACCAGCCCCUUCCAGCACCACGCACUACAUCAUGACCAUCCUGGGCUGCCUGUUGGGAGCGGCAAUCCUCCUCAGUGUGAUCUACUACUGUCUCCGGAAGAAGAAGGAAGAGCGGGUGAAGGACAAAAGACCAGGAGACGCAAAGAAGACAAUCAUUGAACUUAAAUACGCCCCGGAGUUGGAGACAAUCACUAUUACUCAGAUGGCGCAGAAACCUCCCCCCCCUUCCGAUAUCAUGUCUUCGAGGUUACCGUUCCUGCCCUCGCCGAGGGCAUUGGACGAGUACGAUGUGCAGGAGGAACUCGACAGUCCCAACACCAGCAGGGGUAGCUAUAUGGAUGUGAGGACAGGUGAACAUCCGUACCACCGGGACAUCCUGGAGAGUAUGUUCGCAGAGAGCCAUGACUCGGCGACCGAGAUCUCCACCAUAGCCAAGGAGGUGGACCAGGUCAACCUCAUCAUCAAUAACUGCAUCGACGCUCUACAGACCGAGAGCAGCUCGUUCCGCGGUCCCGGAUCCGGUGCUUCUAUGGAAUCACAAGGCUUCUUGCGGGCCGAUCAAGCCCUGGGCAAAUCGGGCUUCUUGUCGCCGGUGUACCGGGAGAGUUACCACCCACUAAAGAGGCACAGCAGCGUGGAUGCUGCGCCCAGGUGUCCCAGCAAUGCGUCCAACUGCUCGGUGCGCAGUCCCCGGUCGGUGCGCUCCGACAUCUAUGCUUGCCCCAGGUACAAGCCGGAAAAUAAGUAUAUUGAAAGGACCUCUCCGGCACGUAGUGCCGUCCUGAGCGCGACUCCGUGCCGAAUUGGGAGAGUAGAAGCGGGCCAAAUGCAAACCAACAGUGACCACCCUCACCUCUAUGCCGGCUUGCAUCCCGGGGAGAAAAAGCAAGCCAGGAGUCCAAGCCCCUGUGUCAUCGAAGCGCCGCCGCGAUCUCGCUCUCGCAGGAACCUGGCCUACACUCAGUUCUCCCCCCAGUACCACAGCGUCAGCUACGCCUCCAGCCCCGAGUACUCCAGCAAACCCUCCAAGGGCGUGUGGGAGCGCUACAAACCGCACGAGAAGUGGCGCAGGCAGGAGGAAUACCUGGCGGCCGGGUACGCGCUGAGAAAGAAAGUCCAGUUCGCAACCGAUGAGGAUUUGCAUGAUAUUCUAGAUUACUGGAAAGGGGUUUCCAGCCAACAUAAAUCCUGAUCCCUAAUUUGCCGGGACUACAUUG
Hypanus sabinus (Atlantic stingray) is the source of this 2528-nucleotide messenger RNA. Its product is annotated as protein ELFN1-like. Bases 134 to 2503 code for a protein of 789 amino acids. Gene Ontology annotation, cellular component: plasma membrane. NCBI's taxonomy places the organism in Eukaryota, Metazoa, Chordata, Chondrichthyes, Myliobatiformes, Dasyatidae. The record is from RefSeq and is a predicted model, not a curated record. Gene Ontology annotation, molecular function: protein binding. The transcript has a single exon.